Molecule: messenger RNA, 1026 nt
Organism: Cotesia congregata
Lineage: Eukaryota; Metazoa; Arthropoda; Insecta; Hymenoptera; Braconidae
Source: the annotation of a GenBank genome assembly
AUGACUUUCAGCACGGCGUUUCAUGCCGACAAAUCUCCUCUUGACAGUCAUUCAGUCAUGCAUCGACCUAGCACGGUUUCGGGAGAGGAAGGGAUGCUUACAGGAAGUUUAGGAGCCAAGUUAAAAUGUUCAUCACCGAUAUCACGACUGAGAGUGGAAAAAAUCGAGGGUGGAUUGAUGGUUGCUGGCGUUGUUAUUGCCGCAAACUGUCAGAUUGCACUUCCUGCAUUCGGUUUCCUCUUCAUGUUUGUUGGAGCAGUUUUAACUGCCGCAUCUUACCGGGGUCCAGGUGAAGAUGAAGACAAAGAUUCUUAUGCAGCCAGAAUAGCAUUUACCGGAAACUCGAGAAUCUUGGGCCCGAUUUGCAUCGUCGUCGGAGCGUUGAUGUUGGGACUCGGGGUGCUGUUGUGCAUGCUGACCAGACGUGCAAGAAAAAGAGAACGACGGGUGGGCUUCCAUUGUCCUCUUCACGGGGAUUUUUAUCCACUGGGGCCUGUUAAGGGUGUCGGACUUCUCGGUAAAGAAGUGGGUCGAUGGCCGAAAAUUCCUUGCUUGAAAAAUCGCUCAGACGGCAAAACAAUGAACAGUUUCAUGGGAUCUCACAUGGGUCCGCCUCAGUGUCCUCAUUCUGUUCUAAGCAGCACGAGAAGUUCUGUCAGCAGUUCGCCACUGAGUCCGUGUCCAACACCAAUGCCGUUUCUUGUCACCUCGGGAUCUGUCAGCAGCGGGAUGGUACAGAGCGUCGGAGCAAAUCUGUCGCCAGACCAGACUUUUGGAUCGAUCCGAUCUCUCUCGGUGACCCGAGAAGUAGCAAGUUUCCCACUAUCAAGAACACCGACACCACCGCCUCAACACAGUCCGCUUCGUGAAUCUUCGCCUCGACCAGAAAUUCGAGUAGUAGCGCCGUCUCAUCGAGCAACAUCGGCCUUAGUAACAAAUUUAUCAUCAUCAUCAUCCAUUGGAAGUAUCCAAUCAAACCGUAAAUCCGUAAGCAUUUUACUUCCUGAGCACAAUACCGCUGGAUGA